CAUGAGCUGUAAGUUUCUACAACACAGAAUUUGAAAAAAAGAGGAAGGAAGAAAACAAGCAAGAAAGCAAGAAGGGUACCCUCAAGGUUAGAUUUUUGACUCUUGAUUUGAGAUGGCAUCAUUUACAGGCACUACCCAGAAGUGCAAAGUAUGUGAAAAGAAAGUCUACUGGGUGGAACAGCUAACUGCUGAUAACAAGGUCUACCACAAGUCUUGCUUCAGAUGUCACCACUGCAAGGGUACCCUCAAGCUGAGUAAUUAUUGUUCAUUUGAGGGCGUUCUAUACUGUAAGCCUCAUUUUGAUCAACUCUUUAAGAUGACUGGCAGCUUGGACAAAAGUUUUGAAGGUACUCCACGAAUUGCUAGAAUCGAAAGAUCUGCAGAUCAGGUCCAAACCAACAGCAAGGUAUCGAGAUUGUUUUCCGGAACUCAGGAAAAGUGUGUUGGUUGCAACAAAACAGUGUAUCCAAUUGAAAAGGUGACUGUUGAUGGCAAAUGUUACCAUAAGGCUUGUUUCAGGUGCACCCAUAGAGGUUGUGUAAUUAGCCCAUCAAAUUAUGUGGCCCAUGAACAUCGUCUUUAUUGUAGACACCACCAUACUCAGCUUUUCAAGCAGAAGGGCAACUUCAGUCAAUUUGAUAAGCUUGAAAAUGUUCAAGGGAUGACCGAGAACUCAACAUCCGAGUAGCAAUACUAUGCAACUUUCACAUUACAGUGGUAAUGCAGGUUCAGAUGAUGACUCUUUUUAGGCUUCAAAUGGCACUGUUGCAAUACCCAGUUCCAUUUGUUUUAAUAUAUGUAAUUAUAAUAUUUGUGAGGCAAGCUUGUAACGAGAACUAUGAUUUUGUAGCAAAUUUUUUUGGAGGUUGAGAUUUGGGAAGUAAAUAGUAUGUACUUUCUUCUAUUAUUCUUUUAAAUCAUAUGAUAGCUG
Molecule: messenger RNA, 931 nt
Organism: Gastrolobium bilobum
Lineage: Eukaryota; Viridiplantae; Streptophyta; Magnoliopsida; Fabales; Fabaceae
Product: LIM domain-containing protein WLIM1-like
Exons: 5
Coding region: 113-688 (191 amino acids)
Biological process (GO): actin filament bundle assembly
Cellular component (GO): actin cytoskeleton; plasma membrane
Molecular function (GO): actin filament binding
Source: RefSeq, a predicted model, not a curated record